This is a messenger RNA of Paramecium pentaurelia, 2042 nucleotides long. The record is from the annotation of a GenBank genome assembly. Lineage: Eukaryota; Ciliophora; Oligohymenophorea; Peniculida; Parameciidae.
AUGUAAAAAUAGUGUUAUUGUGAAUAAUAAAAUUCAUUAGAUAGUUUUUCUUGUAUAAAUUGUAAAAGAUAUAGCCAUUGGCCAUGUUAUGAUUAUUAGAUAACAGAUAAAUAACCAUUAGAAUAAAGGUGUGUAGAUUGCACAUUUCAAGCAAGCAAUCCAUUUAAAUAAAUUGAAGUACAUUAAAUAAUUAAUCAAAAAGCAUUAUGUUAGAUUCAAUAACAAAAAGAAUAAAAUCUUUUAGAUUGGAAAAACAGUUUAAGAACAAUAGUUUAUGUUUACUUUUGAAGUGAAUAAAUAUUAUGAUGAUAUCAAAAAGAAUUAGAUUAUCCUUUCAAUAUUUUGUAUAAAGAUGAAAGAAUAAAAAUAAUUGUUUGUUUGGCCUAACAAUAAUAUAGAAAUAUGGUUUAAUGAAAAAUAUUAGAUAAAAUAUCACGAGACUGAUUUUGCUUAUGUGUAUUAUAAUUUUAAUUAUUCUAGGUCUCCUAAUCAUAUAGUUUCAGGAUAAAAUAGUAUUAAACUUAUUUUCAAGGAUAAGAAUGAGUUCAAUUCAUUGUUUGGAAUUGUGCUGGUCAAAAAUAUUGAAUGGCAAGAUGUAAAAUAAUAAAUAAUACAUGGUGAUAAAGAUUAGAUAGAAUAAAUUAUAACUUAAUAAAAAGUGUUAUAUUUCGAUAAAAUAAAUAAACCAAAUGAAAAUUAGGAAGAAUGUAUUGAUAUUUAAGUUUAAUCAAACUUAUCUAUUAAUUUAUUAGAUCCUUUUACAUCUUAACAAUUGUAAUUGCCAGCUAGAGGUAAACAUUGUUAACAUAUUAAUUGUUUUGAUUUAAAUUCCUUUUUAAUUUUUAAUUCUUAACCAAAUAAAAGUAGAUGGUCAUGUCCAUAUUGUCAUUUGAUAACUACUUAUGAUUAGAUAUAAAUAGAUUAUUUAUAAGUUAGACUAUUACAGGAUAUUAAAAUUGAUCAUCCAAAUAUUUAUUAUAAAAUUUAAAGAGUAAUAAUAAAUCAAAAAUUUCAAUAUUAAAUAGAUCCAAAAUCAUAGAUUGAACAUAUUUAAAGUAAAUAAUCAAUUUUAAACUCUUAAAAUUUAACAUAACUUAUAAAAAUUAAUAAUAAAACUUUUGAUUUUGAAAAUAAUUAAAUAUAAUUUGAAAUAGUAGAACUUUAAAAAAGAAAUAAUUAUACAUCUUCUUAUAUUACUUUUAAAUCUGCUAAGAAAUUAAUAUAAAAAAUAAAAUAAAAAGAAUUAUUAAAAAAUAUAGUAAGAGAUGCCACAGAAUUGGUUAAUUAUUUUUGUAAUUUAUUUGAUAUCAAAUACUAUGAUAAAUUUAAUAUUUUUGAUAGCUAAAUAGAUAUGUAAUUUCUAGAGUCUCAAUAAGAUUUUGAGUUGAUUUGUAAAGCUAUAUAUGAAAAAACAGUGAGUGGAUUAUUUAUUUAUUUUAUUAGAUAUGCAAAUCCUUCUCUAAAAAUAUUAGCUUAAGCAAUUAUGUAACUUUGCUCUCAUCUUAAAUUAUAACUUAAAUCAAACUACCAAAAAAAAAUGCUUGAGUUAUUUUUAGCUGCUUCUUAUGAUAAAAAUGAAAGAACUUCAUAAGGAUAUAAUUUCAAAGUGAUUUGUAGUUUAUGUAAAGUUUCAAGUGAUGAAUAUACUAAUCAUCUUUUUUACUUAUCAUAAAAGUUAAAAACAAUAUUUUAUAAUAUUAAUAUAAGUAGUUUAUUUAUAGUUCGAAAUUGUAUCAAUUUAAGUCACAUGUUUGAUUAAGAUUGUAUUUUUAAUAAGAUAAGAGUUGAUUAGAAUAUAUAUGAGGCAUCAAUAGAAAGUAUUAAGGAAAUUUAUAGUAUUUAAAUGCUUAAAGAACUACCUUUUGUUUCAGAUAUACUUGCAUUAUUAUUAUAUUUAUUGUAUAAAAGUAAUAAAUAUAAUUUAAUUAUUAGAAGAUAAGAUUUAUGAGAAUAUAUUUAAUUAAUUUAAUGAUUAUAAUUUAGGAAAUGUGAAGAAGAAAUUUAAGAAUUUAGAAUAUAAAAAUGAUUUUUGUUAUUUAUGA